Adineta steineri is the source of this 565-nucleotide messenger RNA. The record is from the annotation of a GenBank genome assembly. Lineage: Eukaryota; Metazoa; Rotifera; Eurotatoria; Adinetida; Adinetidae.
AUGGUCCAUAAUUCAAAUGACCAUACGAAUGCAUCAAAUUCAUUAUGGAAUAAUUUUCAAGCUAAAACAUCUUUACCAUUUUCAUUUAUACUUUAUUUUGCUCAUGGUCUUGUAUUUCUUAUUGGUUUAAUUGCAAAUAUAUUUGUAAUCGUUGUUAUUAUAAAAUGUCGACGAAUGCGUACUUUAACAAAUCGUUUUUUACUUAAUCUUGCUAUAUCCGAUUUAUUAGCAACAUUAAUUUGUUUACCACCAACUGCUUAUCAUCAUUAUGAUAAACGAUGGAUAUUUGGAGAGUUUCUUUGCCGAUUUGUUCCAUUUAUUCAAGGUACAUCUGUGGCUGUUUCAAUUUUUACAUUAAUGGCUGUUAGUGUUGAUCGUUUUAUUGCUAUACAUAAACCAAUUCAUUCGAAAUUACUUUGUACAUCACCUAGAAUCAUUAUAAUAAUUGGGAUAAUAUGGAUUUUUUCUUUUCUUUUGAUGAUUCCACUAAUAGUACAUCAUCGAAUAAUUGAUCCAUUCGAUAUAACAUUAACAGCAUGUGCUGAAACAUGGCAACAAAAUAUGA